GGGGAAGAAGCUGUACGGCUCAGGGGAAGGGUCUAAUAGGCUUCGUCAUGUGAUUGAUCGUGGCCUCCGCCAUGUGAUGUCAAUUUGUGACAUGAGUUAAACGUGAUGUGGUGGAUUCAUUAUUUGACAUCCUGCGAUUUAGAAGCUCAGGUCGUUAGAAAUUGAAUUUCAUACUCACAGCUACUGAAGUCAGAUAUCUAACACGUCCUCGUUUAGUGAGUUCUCAGCCAAGGGGUUGGAAGACAAAGAUUUGCGUUUGGAGAUUGAGUUCAGCCUCAAUCGGAUGAUGUUCAUUGUAUCAUCUCGUUCGGGAAUUUUCUUCUCGCAAACCCGCAUUCUGAGCACGAAUGAAGUACUGGGUCAAAUGGAUUUGAAAAAUGUACAAGGGAUCAGUCCCAGAGUACAAGAACACCGACCAGUGAUUUCUCGCUCAAAGUAGCUUGAAGCCUUGAUGUAUGCUAGUCUAGAUCAGAGGCCUAGCUUCCAGCGUUCGGAAUCGAGGCUAGUCGAUUAUCGAGAUGGGCAGAAAUGGCAGAAUGUCAAUGCCGAGUGCUCAUCAAUGGGAGUUCUGGCGUCUCGUUUUUGUCAUUUUUUCUGCUUCUUUCAUCGUACAGAUCCUCGUUCUUCUGUCUGUAGUCCGGUUUACAGACUUUUCGCUAUGUAACGAUCCCUUGAACUCGCCAGUCGCGGAAAUCAGAUACCAAAUAGAGGGAACCUUCGAGCCCAGCACACGAGACCAGGGUUCACUCUUUCCACCUUCGAGCUCUCUUCACCAGCAGCCACCGACUUACAGCAAGGCAUGUUCACACUUGGACACGAAUUUCUCGCGAGAUUCUUCCCCAUAUUGGACGUGUGCAGACGAGGAGGUGACUCGAGAGCUCAGCCAGCCCGAUGACAAAAGCACGUCUGCUCUCGGCGAACACAGUCUACAGCCCCUCAGCAUCGCCCUUCAUCCUUUCGUCAAAUUCAGCACGUACAGACUGUCGAUGAACACGAUCCUCGUGGUCGGACUCAGCUCGGCCGUGUACAGGGCUUUCGACAAGCCCGUGCACGAUUGCACAUGGCAUCAGGAAGGCAAGGAUCUCGUCACGACCGACGCGAAGAUGAUCUACGUCAAGUGGGACGAAGGACGCAUGCCUUACGUCCCUGCCAUCGUCAAUUGCACCUUCCCCACAGCAGUUGGAGCCGAUGCGAGCGGUGGAACUCUGCAGCUGUCGAUUUCGGCCAAGCCCAAUCGGCUCUCUCUCACCGGCACGGUGGCGGCUAAUGUGUACGAGGAAAGGAAGGGAGAGGUAGAGGUUUUCAACAGAAUGGUGCGCAAGUUGGAGCAAGGUGGUGCGGCUGCUCUGCCUUACAAGUACGCAUAUUGUGGGCCCCCGAUGUUUGGAAGAAUAAGACCCGAUUGGAUCCUCGGCUGGUUGACAUACCACUACCGAUUGUACGAAGGUAUGGAAGGCAAGGUCCGCUUUUUCUUCUACAACGUCGGCGCUCUAGCGGACGAGGGCACUCUGACGGUGCUGGAGCCAUUCAUCAAGGCAGGAGUGGUCGAGAUCGUGAACGUCCUCGAGAUAAAGGAUUACACGGCACAUUAUCGAGGUCAGGUGCUCUUCGUCAACGAUUGUCUUCACAGGACCCGGUUCAUUGCGCAGUGGACUCUCUUCCAUGACUUCGACGAGUUUAUUUAUGUUCCUCAACCCAAUUCUCUGCAAUCGCUGCUGAAGCAGCACGAAGAUAAGGCUUGGUUGACUUUCGCAAGCUUGCCUGCUUCAUGGAAGUUUUGCACAGAGCUGUCUAGAACGGUAGAGACUCGAUGGCCCGUGGAGAGGAUGGUUUGUGUUGAGGAGCAGCCCGAGUGCAGAUACAAGCAGGAAAAACCGGAUCCCUGGCUUUGCACGGGGCCGCUGGGAAGAAGGAAGUAUGUCGUGAAUCCGAGGAAGGUUUUCGCUGCAGGUAUUCAUUACGUUACGAAAGAUAGCGGUUCCGGAGGAGUCGAUUUGAACGGAACUCUUGCCAGGUUACACCACUAUCACGGAGCCCUGGCCACUUUCAACUAUCUCUGUAACGGAGUUGCUAACUUCUCAGCUCGAGCAGACAACACCAGCGAAUUUAGUCGGUACAUUUUCAAUGAUGAUGUGGCCACAGAGACUUCGAAGGCCAGAGAUGUGCUUCGUCGCCUCUUGGGUGAGGCUUAAUAUUCUCGAUCUGUACAACACAUAACUGAUUUCAGUGUACAUAAUUCGUCUGAAUUUAAAAUCAGAUGCAUCGACUAGCAGCACGUGCAACUGAAUGUGUAGUCGGAUUAUUCUGCUCGACAACAUCGAAUUAAAUGUUAGAUAAUUUGAACCUCGCCCGAAUGCGAAUUUUGCUUACAGGUUUCGCAUUCGUCCUCCAUAAUUGAUUUGGGAUGUUCUAAUGUUGAUUUUAAUUUUGAUUAUGUUUCGAAUAUAAGUUCGAAACACAACCAAUUCUCG
Messenger RNA from Marchantia polymorpha subsp. ruderalis, 2471 nucleotides. NCBI's taxonomy places the organism in Eukaryota, Viridiplantae, Streptophyta, Marchantiopsida, Marchantiales, Marchantiaceae. The record is from the annotation of a GenBank genome assembly.